Messenger RNA from Toxotes jaculatrix (banded archerfish), 1442 nucleotides. RefSeq names its product calcium channel, voltage-dependent, beta 3b (gene cacnb3b). Gene Ontology annotation, molecular function: protein binding; high voltage-gated calcium channel activity. Gene Ontology annotation, biological process: calcium ion transmembrane transport; neuromuscular junction development; chemical synaptic transmission. NCBI's taxonomy places the organism in Eukaryota, Metazoa, Chordata, Actinopteri, Toxotidae. The record is from RefSeq and is a predicted model, not a curated record. Gene Ontology annotation, cellular component: voltage-gated calcium channel complex.
AUGGGGGACACAGAGGGAGAUGGUUCAGCCGAUUCCUACACUAGUCGACCCUCUGAUUCCGACCUGUCCCUGGAGGAGGACCAGGAGGCGUCUCGGCGUGAAGCCGAGCGCCAGGCUCAGCUGCAGCUGGAGAGAGCCAAGUCUAAACCAGUAGCAUUUGCAGUCAAAACCAAUGUGAGUUACUGUGGAGCCCUUGAUGAAGAUUGUCCGGUCCAAGGUGCUGCAAUUAACUUUGAAACCAAAGACUUUCUGCACAUAAAAGAGAAAUACAACAAUGAUUGGUGGAUUGGUCGACUGGUGAAGGAAGGGGCAGACAUCACUUUCAUCCCGAGCCCAGUCAAACUGGAAGCAAUGAGGAUAAAACAAGAGCAGAAAGCAGCAGCAAGGAAAGGAGGCAACGCAUCAUCCGGAGGCUGGAGGUCCACCCCACCAUCUGCAGCCAAACAGAAGCAGAAACAGACCGAACAUGUUCCUCCAUAUGAUGUGGUUCCUUCUAUGCGGCCAGUGGUGCUGGUGGGCCCAUCGCUGAAAGGAUAUGAGGUAACAGACAUGAUGCAGAAAGCCUUGUUCGACUUCCUAAAGCACAGAUUUGAUGGCAGGAUUUCUAUUACACGGGUGACUGCUGAUCUGUCACUGGCGAAGCGCUCAGUGCUCAACAAGAAGGCCAUAAUGGAGAGAUCCAACACACGCUCCAGUCUCGCUGAGGUCCAGAGUGAGAUAGAGAGGAUCUUUGAGCUGGCCAAGUCUCUUCAACUGGUCGUCCUGGAUGCAGACACCAUCAACCACCCAGCACAGCUCCUCAAAACUUCUCUGGCGCCCAUCAUCGUCUACGUCAAAGUGUCCUCACCUAAAGUUCUUCAGAGGCUGAUCAAAUCUCGAGGGAAGUCACAAAGCAAACACCUCAACGUUCAGAUGAUGGCAGGGGACAAGCUAGCUCAGUGCCCACCUGAGAUGUUUGAUGUGAUCCUGGAUGAGAACCAGCUGGACGAUGCAUGUGAACACCUUGCAGAGUACCUGGAAAUUUACUGGCGGGCUACGCAUCUCCCCUGUGCUGCCCCUGUCAACCCCUUACUGGACCAAAGCGUGAUCACCCCACCCUCAGCUAACUCCAGCCAACAGGAGCAGCAUGUGCUGUCGGCUGGGGUCAGACUAGAAGUCAUAGAGCACAGGGACCAGGGUGCCACCAGGGGGCAGCAGCAGCCCUCAUCUCUCCUGAGCCAGCCACCACCUUCUCUGCACCCUGGGGCGAAGGCGAGAACAAGAGCAGAGUCCCUCGAGAGGGAAAGAGCAGAAGGCUGGUGAUCUGGAGGAAGAGGAGAGACAAAAACAGGGAGAAGAGCAGGAGGAGGAGGAAGAUUUGACCAGCACCCUAACAGAUAGAGGAGCCUCCACCUCACUGCUGCCCCCUCGGCGAGAGCUCCCUGCUCCCACCGCCACGCGAC